This is a messenger RNA of Danaus chrysippus (African queen), 879 nucleotides long. NCBI's taxonomy places the organism in Eukaryota, Metazoa, Arthropoda, Insecta, Lepidoptera, Nymphalidae. The record is from the annotation of a GenBank genome assembly.
AUGCUGUUGAUGUUAAUUUUGCUCAAUUUGCUCGCGUCUUUCACAGAUGCGACGAGAAGCAAGCGCUACCUAGUCUAUCCAAACGGAGGCCCCGCUAGGACUCAGUUCAUUAUCGGUCUGGGUGUUCCUGUUGAUUUAAAAGAAGCAUCUGUGACCGUUGGUACUGUAAUCAAAUUUCAAUAUGAUUUACCAACAAACAGUUCGGAAUAUACAAGUAGAAUCUAUGGAUUUGCUAACACAGUAUCAAGAGAUAUGGAUGGUAAUGAUGAUGCUGGCGAUGAUGAUAAAGGAAACAGUAUAGAUACUUCUAGAAACGUGGACAAGGAAUUAGAAGUUAUAUCUGAUAUGGAAAACGAUACAUUGGUUGAUAUCACUUUCAAUGAUACAAGAAGAAAAAGAUCACUCGUUUACUCUGAAGGUGGUGCUAUAAAUGCUAUCGAUUUGUCAGAACUAAACACAGAACUGCCCCUCGAUGAAGCCAUCCGUCGCCAAGAACUUAUCGAUCGAAAUCAUAUAGAAGAAGAAGAAGAACCACAAAGAAUGAAUAGAUGGGACUUCUAUAAAAUUAUGGAACACAUGAUGGAGAGGUACGGUUAUUCAGGUCGGCCUUGCUUGUUGCGGACCAUAUGCGAGGCUGCCGAGGUGCCUUUCACAUACGAGAACGGGUUGCUCGGAGAAAUUGGCCAUAUAUUAUUCACUCCUUCAACAACGAAAGAUAGUCUGUCUCAUCACACUGAUAACGAGUACCACGCUGCUGAAAGACUUGGGAGAGAUAUUGGUCGAAAUUGCGAAUCACUCUUUCCUGAAUGUGAAUCUUCCAUUCUCGAAACAUUUACCGGCAUCGGAAUGGAGACGCUGCAUAAAUUUGGACUUUAUUAA